AACAAAGUGGUGGCUGUGGAUGGUGUGAAGGUGAAGUUGCAGAUCUGGGACACGGCGGGACAGGAGCGUUUCCGCAGCGUCACCCACGCCUACUACAGGGAUGCCCAAGCCCUGCUCCUGCUCUACGAUAUCACCAGCAAGAUGUCCUUCGACAACAUCCGCGCCUGGCUGACGGAGAUCCACGAGUAUGCCCAGAAGGACGUGGUCAUCAUGCUGCUGGGCAAUAAGGUGUGUGCAGGCAGCGAGAGGGCUGUGAGGACGGAGGAUGGAGCAUCGCUGGCCAGGGAGUACGGGGUGCCUUUCAUGGAGACGAGCGCCAAGACGGGCAUGAACGUGGAGUUGGCCUUCCUGGCCAUUGCCAAGUGA
This is a messenger RNA of Phaethon lepturus (White-tailed tropicbird), 366 nucleotides long. RefSeq names its product ras-related protein Rab-37-like. Lineage: Eukaryota; Metazoa; Chordata; Aves; Phaethontiformes; Phaethontidae. The transcript is spliced from 6 exons. Gene Ontology annotation, biological process: regulation of exocytosis; protein secretion. The record is from RefSeq and is a predicted model, not a curated record. Gene Ontology annotation, molecular function: GTP binding; GTPase activity. The annotation marks the transcript as partial.